This is a messenger RNA of Aspergillus welwitschiae, 615 nucleotides long. RefSeq names its product glycoside hydrolase family 11 protein. Gene Ontology annotation, biological process: xylan catabolic process. The transcript is spliced from 4 exons. The record is from RefSeq and is a predicted model, not a curated record. The coding region runs from base 1 to 615 and encodes 204 amino acids. Lineage: Eukaryota; Fungi; Ascomycota; Eurotiomycetes; Eurotiales; Aspergillaceae. Gene Ontology annotation, molecular function: hydrolase activity, hydrolyzing O-glycosyl compounds.
AUGGUGUCUUUCCUUCGCCAAGCACGCCUGGCCGUGCCAAUUCUCGUUUCGGACCUUGCUAAGCGGAGCACUAUCCUGCAUACCAGCCAAGACGGAGUUGACAGCGCCGGAUUCUACUACUCAGUAUACAAUGACAACGGGGCCGAUUUCGAACUUGGCUGGAGCACUGAGACGGAAUUCCUCGGUGGAAAGGGCUUCAAGGGCGGCAACCCACGCUCCUUGACCUGGGACGGUUAUUUCACCGCCGAAGGGGACUGGACUUUGGCCAUUUAUGGCUGGACCACGAACCCCGUCACCGAGUGGUAUAUUGUGGAGUCGCAUGGAAGUGGAACCCCAGGCAACGGGAACAUCCUCGGCCAGGUUGAUAGUGAUGGCGGCGUCUACGAUGUCUAUAAUCUCCCCUAUAGAAAUGUUCCGGAGAUCUACGGUGUCACCAACUUCGACCAGCACUGGUCGGUGCGUCGCUCCCACCGCUCUACCGGCACCGUCGACGUGAGCGCCCAUUUCCAGCGCUGGAAGGAAUUGGGUCUCAACCCUGGCUCCCCAGUCUUCCAGAUGGUUACCCUGGAAGGCUUUUCCGGCCAGGGGUACCUGGACUUCACCGUCAGUGCAUAG